This is a messenger RNA of Ictalurus punctatus (channel catfish), 4043 nucleotides long. RefSeq names its product P450 (cytochrome) oxidoreductase b (gene porb). Gene Ontology annotation, molecular function: flavin adenine dinucleotide binding; NADPH-hemoprotein reductase activity; FMN binding. The record is from RefSeq and is a predicted model, not a curated record. The transcript is spliced from 15 exons. Bases 977 to 2881 code for a protein of 634 amino acids. Gene Ontology annotation, cellular component: cytosol. Lineage: Eukaryota; Metazoa; Chordata; Actinopteri; Siluriformes; Ictaluridae. Gene Ontology annotation, biological process: response to hormone.
UUUUUUUUUUCUUCCUCCUUUCUCAGUGCAGACCAUCUCUAAUUUGCUCUCACUGCGUUCCUGAAUGGCGCGGGGCCUGGCUUGUCGCGGGAGACUCCUUUUAUGACUGAUGGGGUUGCUAUGGCAGUCCACGUCGUCCAAUAGGAGGAGAGCUAAUGUGAGCGAGGGCUGGGCCUGGAAGCCUGGGGCAUUCAGUCAUUCUUCCUCUUGCACAAAAAAAAAUCAGUAACAUUGUCUUACAACUGUUUCCAGGGUUACAGAAAUGUCGGCUUUGUGCUUUUCUUUUUGGUUUUGAGCAUCUCAUUCCAUGCAAAACAGAAGGCAGGAGCUGGUUUGAUUUUGAGUUUCAGUGUUAAAGCGCAGCUCUUGUUAUUUGAGAUUUCAUUAAGCAGUCUAGGUUUCUUUCCCGGCAUUACAGCCAUUGUGGUUGCCAGAUGUUGUGCACACAUGCAUGUGUGUGCGUGAGCAUGGAAAACACAGAGUCUGCUCCUUCCUGCUCCAGCUCCUUUUCCUUCAGCUCCUUCAGUGACGCAGGAAAUGAGCCCUGAGCACUCACUUGCUUCCUCCAUGGCUGUUAAGAUUGUGGAGAUCUUUUUUUGUCAAAAGCCACGGCUAGUAUUUCUUUCUGGAUUUUAUUCAUGACAUCAUCUCCGUUGUGGAAUACUGGGUUAAUUCCUUUGAGAGCAUAUUCUCGCCUGACUUUUUUGGAUCCUGUACUGGAAAAAUCCGAGCUCAGAUUGUAGCUGCCAUGCCAGUGUUAUCCAUCUCCUAUCUUCAGGAUUCAGCUUCGCUGUUCUUUUAGUUCUUCUUUUUAAUUUUAGUAGAAAUUUUCUUUUAUCAUUCUCUUGGUCAGCAUGAGAAAACUGGUAUGCACAUCACAGGUCAGCCUUUCUCUUGGGGAAACUUUAGUUUAGCCUUUUGAAUUGUUGUUAUUGGUGGGGUUUCUUGCGUGGACUUAUUGUGGCACUCUGAGACUAUGGGUUGCAUAUUUAGCUUACCUGAGGAACGAUUGGCUGCUGCGAACAGACCAGCGGCUGCCAGGGAAACCAGUUUCAUUGAAAAAAUGAAGAAAACUGGCAAGAACAUAGUGGUGUUCUACGGCUCACAAACUGGAACAGCUGAAGAAUUUGCCAACAGGCUGUCUAAAGAUGCCCACCGUUAUGGCAUGAAGGGCAUGGCAGCAGAUCCAGAGGAAUAUGAUAUGAAUGAACUUUCUCGUUUAAAAGAAAUCAACAACUCUUUGGCCAUCUUUUGCAUGGCCACAUACGGGGAAGGAGACCCUACAGAUAACGCCCAGGAUUUCUAUGACUUACUACAGGAGGGAGAUCUUGACCUGGAUGGAGUUAAUUUCACGGUGUUUGCACUUGGCAAUAAAACAUAUGAGCAUUACAAUGCCAUGGGCAAGUAUGUGGACAAGAGGUUAGCCGAGCUCGGGGCCCAGAGGAUCUUUGACCUUGGCAUGGGAGACGACGAUGGCAACCUUGAGGAGGACUUUGUGUCAUGGAGAGAGCAGUUCUGGCCAGCUGUGUGUGAACACUUCGGAGUCGAGCCUACUGGCGAAGAGUCUAGCAUUCGACAGUAUGAGCUGAAGACCCACGAAGACUUGAACAUGAAUAAGGUCUACACCGGUGAACUGGGACGCUUAAAGAGCUUUGAGAACCAGAAACCGCCAUUUGAUGCUAAGAACCCCUUCCUUGCUCCCGUCACUGCUAACCGCAAACUCAACAAAGGAGGUGACCGACACUUGAUGCAUUUGGAGCUGGACAUCACAGGGUCUAAGAUCAGGUACGAGUCAGGAGACCACGUGGCUGUGUAUCCCACCAAUGACUCCAGCAUUGUGAAUAGACUGGGAGAAGUCCUUGGCGUAGACCUUGAUACCAUUAUCUCCCUGAACAACCUUGACGAGGAGUCCAAUAAGAAACACCCAUUCCCAUGCCCCACCACUUAUCGUACAGCUCUAACACAUUACCUGGACAUCACCAACCCGCCACGCACCAACGUUCUCUAUGAGCUUGCCCAGUAUGCCUCUGACCCCAAAGACCAGGAGAACAUGCGCAAAAUGGCAUCCUCUUCAGCUGAGGGCAAGGCACUGUACCAGAGCUGGGUCUUGGAUGCAUGUCGGAAUAUUUUGGCCAUCCUGGAAGACCUGCCAUCCCUGCGGCCACCCAUUGACCACAUGUGUGAGCUUCUGCCCCGCCUGCAGGCUCGUUAUUACUCCAUUGCGUCCUCCUCCAAGGUUCACCCCAACAGCAUCCACAUCUGCGCCGUGGUGGUUGAGUACAAGACCAAGACAAACCGCAUCAACAAGGGUGUCGCUACCAACUGGCUUAAGGCCAAAUUUCCCACUGACAAUGGGCACAAGGCCACCGUGCCUAUGUACAUCCGCAAGUCCCAAUUCAGGCUGCCCUUCAAGGCCAACAACCCGGUCAUCAUGAUUGGUCCCGGCACAGGCAUCGCACCAUUCGUGGGUUUCAUUCAGGAGCGCUCCUGGCUUAAAGAGCAAGGUAAGGACGUGGGCGAGACUGUUAUGUACUUCGGCUGCCGUCAUAAAGCCGAAGACUUCUUGUACCAGGAGGAGCUGGAAGCGUUUGAGAAGGCAGGAGCACUGACGCAGCUCAAUGUGGCCUUCUCCAGGGACCAGGAGCACAAGGUAUAUGUGCAGCACCUCCUGAAGAAGAACAAGGAAGAUGUCUGGCGUCAGAUACAUAAAGAAAAUGCGCACAUUUACAUCUGCGGAGAUGCACGUAACAUGGCAAGGGACGUACAGACUGCUUUCUACGAGAUAGCCGAGGAGCUCGGUGGCAUGACCCGCACCCAGGCAACAGAGUACAUCAAGAAACUGAUGACCAAGGGACGCUACUCGCAGGACGUCUGGAGUUAAAGAGCCUCCCACAUUUCUUCAUAUGUCCUUUGAAUUUGUAGUGUUUUGCAGGACUGCUUUAAAAUCAAUAUUUUUGGAACUCGGUAAAGGAAAAAUACAGGCGCACAGACAUUUAACCCCCUCAAUGAAGUUCAUAGCAGGUGCUCAUUUUCUGACUCUUGUCUCAAGAUUUACUCAGUGUACAUAGGUAUAAUUUCAUACUGUGUGUUGUAACAUUUCGACCCAAGUAUUCAUUUUAACAUAUGUAAUAGUAAUGUCAACAAUGCAGUUCACAUGCUGUUCUCUUAUUAUAUUGUAGUGUUGGUGGAGAGCUACUGAAUGUAGUCUUCAAUCUUAUGCAUAGACUUUAUAUGUGGAGUCAAAUGAAUACUAAUUUGCAGUAGAAAAUAACUUAUGUGGCCUGUUAUUACCCCCAAUCAUCAGGGGGCAAACUGGUUUAAUUGCCGAAGAGGUGGUGAUGAUAAUGAUGGCCCAGUUAGUUAGACCUAUGCACUUGAUGCAAUUUGUAAUGUAGCCUUAAAAGGCUGUGCUUUACAUAAUCAAGUGUAUAAGAAUCAAUAACGGGCAUCAAAUAAUGUAGAAUAUUCUUUCGAUUUUAUUGCAAAAAUCAUUUCUUACUGGGGUUUUUUUUCCCUUUUAGUUUAUUUUCAACUUUGAUCUGAAUAUUUAAACCUUUUUAGCUGCCUCAAUUUAUUUUUUUUCCAUUUGAAUCUUGUAGCAUUACAUCGUGAAAAUGUGUAUCAUGUCAGUUAUGUGUGAAUAACAAUGUGUACGGUUUAAGUAGGACAUUCCAAGCUAGCGUUUUAAUGUAAUCGAUACAAAUGCUUUCCCUCACUGCUUGAGAAAAUGUCAGAGCUAUUCUUAACCUAAUUUCUAAACAUCCACUUGCAAAAUUCAAGGGACUGUCUGUGUUUGUUUACUAGUCAACAUGUGCCUUAUGGAAAGCAUUUCUUGCCUUGUCAUUAUAACUGAAAUUUGCAGAUCAGCAUUAUUGCUUAUGAUGAAUGCAUUAUUUUGGAAGAGAACAUGUUAAUGUAAAUGCGAACAGUUGCUGUUACUUAUUUUUGUCAGCAUCAUGCAGUUUUAUAUGCAACUAAUGUUUCAUAGAGUACUGCUAUUUAAGCAUGUCUUUUUAAAUUAAUAAAAUUGAGAAUUAAUUUCA